GGGAAGUUGACAGUACAAACUUUCAGCCACAGAAGCAGGAGGAUCAGCAAUACAGUAAAGGACUCUAAAGGGGCAGGGACACCGAUCCUGCUACAGAAGAACAUCGACAGCUCAAUUCUUUAGUGAAUCUACUUAAUUCUACGAGACGAGCCCUUUCCUCGGAUUAUUACAAUGAUGUUCACCACUUUUAACACGGAUUGCGAUUCUUCCUCUCGCUGUAGCUCCGCUUCUCCAAGUAACGCCGAUAACAUUGGUUACUACCCGUCGCCUGCUGAAUCACAGUCGAGCAUCGGCUCACCACUAAGCCAAUCUCAGGACUUUACAGACCUCAGUGUCACCAGUGCUUCCUUCAUCCCAACUGUCACUGCUAUAUCUUCAUGUCCUGACUUGCGGUGGAUGGUACAGCCAGUGGUGUCUUCAGUGGCCCCUUCCAAUGGCCGGGUACAUCCCUACUCCACUUCUGCCUACAAUACAACAGGGAUGCUGAAGACUGCAGGAGGACGAGGCUCUGGGAGAAGGAGCAAAGUUGAACAGCUUUCCCCUGAGGAGCAGCAAAAGAAAAAUGUGCGUCGGGAACGCAAUAAAAUGGCUGCAGCAAAGUGUCGCAACAGAAGAAGAGAACUUACUGAUACUCUGCAAGCUGAAACUGACCAGUUGGAGGAUGAGAAAUCCACUAUUCAAGCAGACAUUGCAAAUCUGCUGAAAGAGAAGGAAAGACUGGAGUUUAUCCUGGCAGCUCACAAGCCAAUCUGCAAGAUUCCCUCAGACCUGCCAGAGACCUUUCCCCAGUUUGCCGUUUCCUCCUCCCAUUCCAUGCUGCUUGAGCCAGUCGCCCAGCUUCAGAGCACCCUUGCUGGGUCUUCCAGCUCGACAGAGCACUCCAUCACCACUACCUCUUCCGCUUCACUGUUCUCCAGCCCUAGUGUGGUCAGUGACAUGAUGACAGUCAAGAUGGCUGACCUGGACUGUUCCUUGGAGGAAUCGCUGGACCUGCUCGUCAAAACCGAGCUGGAGACCGUGCGCUCCGUCCCCGACAUGGAGCUCUCCAGCUCCCUCUACACCCAAGACUGGGAGCCUCUCUACACUUCAGCCAACAGCGACCUGGAGCCUCUGUGCACGCCAGUAGUCACCUGCACCCCUGCCUGCACCACGUACACGUCUUCCUUCACGUUUACCUACCCUGAGAGUGAAGCGUUGCCCACCUGUGGACUGGCCCACCGCAGGGGUAGCAGCAGCAAUGACCAGUCUUCAGACUCUCUCAGUUCCCCAACCCUGCUGGCCUUGUAAUGGCCUUUUACCACAUAUAAAUGUUUAUACAUUGUAAUGCUGUUGAUAGAUCACAAGGCUAUGGAGAAGACGAACAACAAAAAAACUUUAUUAGAUAUAUAUUGUAGUUACCCUAUUUGUCAUCCUAUCAGCCUCUUAAUUAUGUAGCAAGCUAAAGCAUGGUUUAACCAGUUCUACAUAAAUAUAGUUUGGUUAAAUUUGUAGUUAUGAUAUUUUAUUGGUGCUAGAUAAUGGAUUUGUUUAGGUGCUACUGACACGAGUUCAGAGCAAUAGAUAACAAGAGAUUUCUUACAUGUUGUUGUGUGAGUGAAUUUGUUUCCACAAAAGUUUGUCUUACUAUGGUCUGAAUGGUCUCACUACAUGAGUUUUCUGUGAAAACGUUGUGUUUAAUUUAUGAAACUUAAAGUUAUUUUUGUACUUGAUACUGAAAGCUGAAUGGAGCGAACUUAAAUCUUGUCUGCAGAGCUCGUGACAAUAAAUAUUUAAAAUUUAAA
Clupea harengus (Atlantic herring) is the source of this 1781-nucleotide messenger RNA. RefSeq names its product Fos proto-oncogene, AP-1 transcription factor subunit b (gene fosab). Lineage: Eukaryota; Metazoa; Chordata; Actinopteri; Clupeiformes; Clupeidae. Gene Ontology annotation, biological process: regulation of transcription by RNA polymerase II. Gene Ontology annotation, cellular component: nucleus. Gene Ontology annotation, molecular function: RNA polymerase II cis-regulatory region sequence-specific DNA binding; DNA-binding transcription factor activity, RNA polymerase II-specific. The record is from RefSeq and is a predicted model, not a curated record.